CCCCACCCCACUCCCUCAUUCUCUUAUUCUCUUGAUCUUGCUUUCAGUGAGUCAGUCGCCUGUUGGUGUUCGUAGGUGAAAGACAUUCAGUGUCAGUUGGAGAGUUAACGGAAUCAGCUGUACUGUGAGGUGGCAGUCAAAUUUCUUCAAGUAACAAAAUAAACCGAGAAUGAAAGUGCUCUGUGCAUUAUUAGCCCUCCUGGUUGUGGCCGAGGGGGUUUCAUUUUUUGAAGUUGUUCUUGAGGAAUGGAACUUAUUCAAGUUGCAACACAACAAGACAUAUUCAACUGAUAUGGAAGAAAAGUUCCGUAUGAAGAUUUUUAUGGACAAUAAGAACAAAAUUGCCAAACACAAUACCCGAUUCGAGAGGGGUCAAGUUUCGUUCAAACUGGCUAUGAAUCACUAUGGAGACAUGCUCCACCAUGAGUUUGUGUCGACUGUGAACGGGUUCAGAAGAUCCAAGAGUCCAGUAAAUGGCAUUUAUGGUGCUGCGAAACCAUCGUUCUUCAUAGAGCCGGCCAACGUGGAACUAGCAAAGUCCGUGGACUGGCGUUCAAAGGGGGCUGUCACACCUGUCAAGGAUCAAGGACACUGCGGUUCCUGCUGGUCCUUCAGCGCGACCGGAUCUUUGGAAGGACAACAUUUCCGCAAAACUGGAAAACUGGUUUCUCUGAGUGAACAGAACUUGGUUGACUGCUCCAGAAAGUACGGUAAUGAAGGCUGCAAUGGUGGACUCAUGGACAAUGCCUUCAAGUAUAUUAAAGAGAACCGUGGUAUCGACACAGAACAGUCUUACCCCUAUGAGGCUGAGGAUGAUGAAUGCCGCUACAACCCCUCUACCUCAGGAGCUACAGACAACGGGUUUGUAGACCUGCCGGAGGGCAACGAGAAGAAAUUGAUGUCAGCUGUUGCCACAAUCGGGCCAGUCAGUGUUGCCAUCGAUGCGAGUCAUGAGUCAUUCCAGUUUUACAGCCAAGGUGUGUACUACGAACCUGACUGCAGCUCUACGGAGUUGGACCAUGGCGUGUUGGUGGUCGGAUAUGGCACAGAGGGAGAAGAUGAUUACUGGCUGGUAAAGAACUCGUGGGGAUUAACUUGGGGAGACCAGGGCUAUAUCAAGAUGGCUAGGAAUAAGGACAACAACUGUGGCAUAGCUUCUUGUGCAAGCUACCCUCUUGUAUAACCUGCGACAUAGACUGAUCAACUGGCCUGUAAUUCAGGAGGCUGUGAACUACUAAUUCUCAUACGUAUACAUUUAUGGAGGCAUCUAUAUUUUUUUUUAAUACAGUAAAAUAUUUAAAAAGUAGAAUUCCCUCAUUUAAUUUGUACUGUUGGCACUAGUGUUUCCAGAUGAUAACCAAAUAAUUCAAAUCCUUUAGCUUUUAGAUGUAAACUCAAUAAGAUAUUUAGAAAUAAAUGUUUAGUUUUAUUUUAUGUAUAAGUUUUUACUAUGUGUAUUGGUAUACAGAAGUGAACAAAUUAAUUAUUUUAAGUUCUUGAAUUCUCAAUAAUCAAUAGAUUUUGUGCCAAAAUAUUUGCCUAAUCCUCUUCUACAAUAAUUUGCAUUAGAAAAUUAGAUAUUGUAAAUUGUAACAAUAAAUAAUAUCAUUGUUAGUUUAAUGGUUUAAAGAUGAGUGGUGUUUAUUUUAUACACAGUUUAUUUUCAUACACUCAUAUAGGUAUUCCAAGAAACAUUUUGUUAGCAUAUAUUACUUUAUGUAUAAGAAAUAAUCAAACACUACAUGGAAUAUUGAAGAAUAGUUUCUACUAACCUUUUACUCCAUUAAAAUAUAAUGCCAGUUUGAUAAAUGUAAUUGAUCUCUCCUACAAAAGUAUCCGUUAAUGUCAAGACUAGUGAUUGCUCAUGUAAUUAGUCACGUUAUACUUCUGUACAUUGUCAGUAAGUGUUACAUAUCCUAUAAUUAAGUAAACACUGUGUUCAUAGGUGCACUUAUGUCACCAUGUUUGGUGUUUUUAAUAAGAAAUAUGAUACUGCAUGUUGAUUUUAUAUUUUACCAAUAAAAGUGUGUAAUAAAAUUUAA
Homalodisca vitripennis (glassy-winged sharpshooter) is the source of this 2042-nucleotide messenger RNA. RefSeq names its product procathepsin L-like. Gene Ontology annotation, cellular component: lysosome. Gene Ontology annotation, biological process: immune response. The record is from RefSeq and is a predicted model, not a curated record. Gene Ontology annotation, molecular function: cysteine-type endopeptidase activity. The transcript is spliced from 7 exons. The coding region runs from base 170 to 1183 and encodes 337 amino acids. Lineage: Eukaryota; Metazoa; Arthropoda; Insecta; Hemiptera; Cicadellidae.